Molecule: messenger RNA, 1735 nt
Organism: Carassius auratus (goldfish)
Lineage: Eukaryota; Metazoa; Chordata; Actinopteri; Cypriniformes; Cyprinidae
Product: protein CYR61-like
Exons: 5
Coding region: 197-1357 (386 amino acids)
Biological process (GO): cell adhesion; signal transduction; positive regulation of cell differentiation
Cellular component (GO): extracellular region
Molecular function (GO): integrin binding; heparin binding
Source: RefSeq, a predicted model, not a curated record
AAGUGCUCUGUAAAACUGACAAGGCAUCUGUGUUUGAGUCUUGCGAUACCUUUAGCUUAGUAACUAGUCUGACUGAUGCACUUUGUAACUGGACUAGCUUUGGAACAUUUGCUCUCUGAUUUCUUCGGAGUCAGUUAGAAUACAAGUGGAUGAACCUGCUUUCGCACUGGGGAUUUGUACUUUUUGUAAUUUCUGUAUGAAUUUUUGGGAAAGCUUAGAAAUGUGUUCUGGAAGGAAUCAGAGGACUCUGGCUGUUAUUUGCACUGUAUUGAUGUUAGUUGUAUGCCCAGCUGAAGGAGAGGCGUCCAGAGGCUGUUCCCGUCCCUGCUCCUGCCCCCCGUCUCCACCCUCCUGUCCGCUCGGAGUGAGCUGGGCGCUGGAUGAGUGCAGCUGCUGUAAGGUGUGCGCCCAACAGUUCAACCAGGACUGUGGCCCUGACCGACCCUGUGACCACAUCAAGGGCCUGCGCUGCCACCUAGGGGCCGGAGGGGACCCACGACGCGGUCUCUGCAGAGCUGAGGCUCAGGGCCGUCCGUGUGAGUUUGCUGGGCGUGUGUAUCAGCACGGAGAGGAUUUCCAGCCCAGCUGUCAGCACCAGUGCAGCUGUAUGGAUGGUGUGGUGGGCUGCAUGCCGCUGUGUCCCCACAACAUCCCUCUGCCCCGCAGACACUGCACCAACCCUCGUCUGGAGACGCCGCCGGGACGCUGCUGUGAGGAGUGGCUGUGUGACGAUGAUAACCGCAUCAGGGAAGACCCACCGGACCCCCAUCCCCAUCACACCACAUUCAAUCACAUCAGCAAACUCAUACAGAGCCCUAACAGCGUCCUGUCCAGGAGAGGCUCCUUUCAAGAGUGGGCGUCCCUGCCUGUGUCUCGAGUUCCCUUCCUAUCAUCCGAAUGUUUCCCGCAGACCUCCGACUGGUCCGAAUGUUCUGCUCCCUGCGGGUUUGGCAUCUCCAGUCGUGUGACUAAUAGUAAUGCACAGUGCAAGCUUGUUCGAGAGACUCGCCUUUGCCAGAUCAGACAAUGUGACAUCACUCUGUCUGUGAAGAAAGGAAAGAAGUGCAGGCAAACGGUGAGGUCUCGGGAACCGGAGCAGAUCACGUUCGCCGGCUGCUCGACGGCUCGCCGUUACCGGCCUCGUACCUGUGGCUGGUGUGUGGAUGGCAGGUGCUGUCAGCCGUCCUCGUCCCGCACGGUGCGUCUGCGCUUCCACUGCUCAGACGGAGAGAGCAUCACUCGUCACGUCAUGUGGAUCCAGCGCUGCCGCUGCAGCAAGAGCCUCUGUGGGGCUCAGAGAGAGAGAUCCUCACCCGCCAUCAGCCUUCACAACGACAUACACACCUUCUCUCACUGAACACAUCAACCCAUGAUGACUAAAACUCACUCUUCACACUCAAAACAUGGUAAACCUGAACUAUAGAGUGAUAAACUGUUCUAGACUUGUAUAUAGUUUCUUGCACUUUCAGUGUUUCUCCUUCGACCUUUGACCUGCAGCCUCUGAAUCUCAUGAAAACAUGUCCAGGUCACACUUCUCGAGGAUCUGUGAGAAGGCAUUGCUAACUGUUGCUAGCUCAUGUUUCCACAUCUUUCUACUUGUAUUUAUUCUGUUAUUUUUGUAGUAUUUUAAAGCGUCUUUAAGGAUAAGUGAUGAAAUAUUUGUUGUCAGAUGAAAGACUUCCUGUCCCUCGAUGGGUUAAUGCACUAAUGAGAUGUUAUGUAAGCCUAUAUCAUU